Molecule: messenger RNA, 510 nt
Organism: Arachis stenosperma
Lineage: Eukaryota; Viridiplantae; Streptophyta; Magnoliopsida; Fabales; Fabaceae
Product: protein FAR1-RELATED SEQUENCE 11-like
Exons: 1
Coding region: 1-510 (169 amino acids)
Source: RefSeq, a predicted model, not a curated record
AUGAGAGAUGAAAGUGAUUAUGUUGGCGACGUAGUCAGUUCAGAUGCUAAUGAAUUUGAUGUUGAGCAAUUGGAUUCAAAUGGCCAAGAUGACCUGUCACAUUAUGGAAAUGUAUUUGGUCUUACUGCAGUUGAAAUAGAGAACAAGGUUUUCAAAACGGAGGAAUGUGCUUAUGAAUUCUAUAUGAGGUUUGGGAAGUGCCAUGGGUUUGGUGUAUGCAAAAGAGACUAUGGGAAAGAUGACGCCAAAAAUCUAAUUAGGAGGAGAUUCUUUUGCAAUAGAGCUGGGUUAAGGGAUGAAAAGCACUAUAACAGAUUGGAUAGAAAAAGAUGUCAUAAGCUUGAGACACGAAUGAACUACCAGGCUAAAUUGUCCAUACAUCUUGACAUAGAAAGUUCGAAUUGGAAGGUCCGAAAAGUCAUCCUUGAGCACAACCAUGAGUUAGUAGCUAGGUGUAUGGUAAACUUGAUUCCUAAGUUCCGUCGGGUUUCAGGUGCGGCAAAGGAUUAG